AUGGCGCAAGCAAUCUUGAUGAAAGAGUACAAGGACUUGUCUAAGCAGAAGUGGCUAUCAAUAGAGUUGGUCGAAGAGAAUGUGUUCCUGUGGGACGUAGCCAUACUCGUCACGAAUCCGGACUCUCUCUACUAUGGUGGAUACUUCAAAGCACAGAUGAAGUUCCCAUCAGAUUACCCGUACAAGCCACCCAACUUCCGAUUCACCCGACCACUAUGGCACCCCAACAUCUACCCCGACGGUCGUCUAUGCAUAUCCAUCUUGCAUGCACCAGGCGAGGACGUCAUGUCGGGAGAGUCCGCCGGCGAACGAUGGUCACCAGUCCAGCGUGUUGAGACCGUUCUCAUCUCCAUUAUCUCUCUUCUCGACUCUCCUGAGAUUUCCUCACCCGCCAACGUCGACGCCAGCGUACAGUGUCGAGACCACCAGGACCAGUACAAGGAGCGCGUCAAGCAGGAUGUCAUCACCUCCAAGAAGGACAUCCCCGAAGGUUUCGUCAUGCCUACUCACGAGUCCACCAAGCCACCUAUGGAGGAGAAGGUCGAUGAGGACUUCUGGCAAGACAGUGAUGCGGAGGAACUGGACUUCGACGACGACGACGAUUUCGACUUUGACGACGAUGCUGCCAAUGGGUCCGAGUCAGAUGCUGCGCUCAACAACGAUUCCGAGGAUGAGGAUGAUUUCGACGAAGAUGCUCAGAAUACCGGCAAAGGCAAAUCGAAAGCCAAGGAGGAUGCCGAGAUGACGGACGCAUAA
Messenger RNA from Cyphellophora attinorum, 756 nucleotides. Its product is annotated as Ubiquitin-conjugating enzyme E2-34 kDa. NCBI's taxonomy places the organism in Eukaryota, Fungi, Ascomycota, Eurotiomycetes, Chaetothyriales, Cyphellophoraceae. Bases 1 to 756 code for a protein of 251 amino acids. Gene Ontology annotation, molecular function: ubiquitin conjugating enzyme activity. The record is from RefSeq and is a predicted model, not a curated record. Gene Ontology annotation, biological process: protein polyubiquitination; proteasome-mediated ubiquitin-dependent protein catabolic process. The transcript has 3 exons.